Molecule: messenger RNA, 648 nt
Organism: Pseudomassariella vexata
Lineage: Eukaryota; Fungi; Ascomycota; Sordariomycetes; Amphisphaeriales; Pseudomassariaceae
Exons: 3
Coding region: 1-648 (215 amino acids)
Molecular function (GO): iron ion binding; monooxygenase activity; oxidoreductase activity, acting on paired donors, with incorporation or reduction of molecular oxygen
Source: RefSeq, a predicted model, not a curated record
AUGGGAAAGCUUGAUGGAGGACCUCGAGGGGUGGAUGGUACCAAGGCGCUCAGUUGGUUGACCUUGGAUAGUAUUGGCGAGUUUCCUUCUACUGGCUCUCAAGUUUCACUAGAGUACUUUAAGGCUACAGAAUGUAUCCUGAUCGUCCUGGACCUUCUCCGCUUAGUGCUCCCCAGCGACAUGCUUGCUCAACUCGCUAGGCAUCAACGAUCUGCACUCGAGAAGAUGUGCGAGCGCAUCGCUCUAGGUGACACAGGCUGUGCAGAUUUCUUCGGUCACAUACUCAGCUCCAACCUAACUGACAAAGGGAAGCACAACGAGGCCUUGCUCGCCUCCAAGUCCAUGGUCCCCACCACUGCCGGUUCCGAGACCACGGCCACCACGCUGGCCGCCAUUACUCAAUACCUCUUGCGCAACUGCCACUACCUCUCCCACCUGACUAAAGAAGUACAGGAUGCUUUCGAUGACGCCUCCUACCUCCUCGCCAUUAUCGAAGGCCUCACAUCUACCCGCCCGUGUCCUAAGGCCUGCCGCGCGCGUCCCCGGACGAGUUUAUCCCCCCCGGCGCCACCAUGUUCACGCGAUACUUCGCCCUGGCAAGCUUUAGGUCUCGUGGGAGAAGCCCAAGUUGAUGGUGGGGUUUCAUGA